Molecule: messenger RNA, 1238 nt
Organism: Drosophila hydei
Lineage: Eukaryota; Metazoa; Arthropoda; Insecta; Diptera; Drosophilidae
Gene: BCL7-like
Product: B-cell CLL/lymphoma 7 protein family member A
Exons: 2
Coding region: 288-695 (135 amino acids)
Source: RefSeq, a predicted model, not a curated record
AGACUUACACAUAUUUUUCAACACUAGGCAAUAAAUGUAUUUUCGCUUCUCGCUUUAAUUCAGACUUCUAAAAAAAUACAUUUUUUGCAAACAUUGAAAAGAGGAGCUUAUAACAACAUUUAGAUUCAAUAUAAAAACAACGUUAAAGGAGAGCAGUGGAUCGAAACGCUUAGGAAGUUGAACGCCUUAAAAGCUUACCGGAAUUGCAGAUUCACUUAUACCGCCAGCAGCGCCGCCGUCGUCUAUCAGACGCCAUCUCCCUGCCCUGCUCAUAGAUUUUACACAAUAUGUCACGUAGUGUGCGCGCCGAGACACGCAGUCGUGCUAAGGAUGACAUCAAACGUGUCAUGCAGGCUGUCGACAAAGUACGGCACUGGGAAAAGAAAUGGGUGACCAUCAGCGACACGACGAUGAAGAUCUACAAAUGGGUGCCCAUAUCGUCCAAUAGUGAAAAAAAGUCAAAGCUGCAGCUAAAUAACAAAAUCAGUGACAAGGAGAACUCGCAAAAAGGCACGCCCACACCGCCCCAAAUAACGCCCAGCUAUGCAGGCCUCACGGCCGAAGACUCCAAUACUUGCUUCUCUGUGGUGAGCGACAGUCAGGGAGCUGAUUUCGUGUCCAGCAUGCCCUUCUCCGAGGACUCCAAUUCACAGGGCAGCGAUGGGCCGGUGAAGCGCCUAAAAACGAGUGAUUAGCUAGCCGUGCACAUUCACAACACAUUUAUCAGCUAAGCCAACACACACACGCAUACCCACACACGCCCACAUACAAGCACGCGCACAUUCACUGAUUACAUAGAGUGCUGUGCACGUGUGGGUGACCCACACCCGUGUGUGCGUGUUCGUGUGCGUGUGAAUCGAUCGGAGUUAUUUUAUUUUUUUUAUAGAGACCUAAGCGUAAACAAUUAAAAUUAUAAGUAAGACGAUAAUCAUCUGCCUCACCAAGACUUAAGCAAUUCUCCUAAAAGUCUAACCAUAAGUAAAUGAUACCUAUACAGAUAAACUUAACUAUGCAUAACUCUUGAUUGUAAACAUAUAGAUAAGAGUAUAAUACAUAAAUUGCUCUAUGCACAUAUAGCAGUUAAACUUAAGACAGUCUCUUUUUUGUAUACUGUAUACUUACUGUACGUCGUCCCAAUUGAGCGAGUUGUCCCUUAUGUUUAGGCCUUUAGCAUUUAGCACAAAUAACUAUAUCAAUUUAUUUAUUUGCACAAACAAUAAACAAACAAACUGAAACAA